Messenger RNA from Parathielavia appendiculata, 870 nucleotides. Its product is annotated as glycoside hydrolase family 88 protein. Gene Ontology annotation, biological process: polysaccharide catabolic process. Gene Ontology annotation, molecular function: chondroitin hydrolase activity. Lineage: Eukaryota; Fungi; Ascomycota; Sordariomycetes; Sordariales; Chaetomiaceae. The transcript has a single exon. The coding region runs from base 9 to 788 and encodes 259 amino acids. The record is from RefSeq and is a predicted model, not a curated record.
CGCCCAAGAUGAAGAUUAUCCGCACGGGAUACACAGGCCAGCUCUACUCAACCUGCCACGUAGCCAACCUGGACCCUCGCACCGGCGCGCUCAAAUCCCGGCACACGGCUCAAGGCCACGCCGACACAUCGACCUGGGCGCGCGGCCAGGCGUGGGCGAUCCUCGGCUACGCGCAGACCUACAUGUACACCAGGGACGCGGCGUUCCUGUGGGCGGCGUGCGGCUGCGCAGAGUACUUUCUCCAGCGGCUCGAGACGGCGCCGGGGUGUGUAAAGGUGCAGGUUUCCGUUCCACCACAGGGGGAGGACGAGUCCCUCGGGAAGACAAAGACGAUGGGACGGUAUGUCCCUCCCUGGGACUUUGACGCGCCGAUCAUACAAGACUCGGACGAGAGCAACCUGAACCCCACGCGCGACUCGUCGGCGGGUGUUAUCGCGGCCAACGGUAUGCUUGUGCUGUCUCAGGCGCUGGCUGGUGCAGGUGAGGGCGACUUGGCGACGCGGUUCCGGGACGCGGCUGUUGCCAUUGUCCGCGACACGCUGGAGUUUGCGCUGGCUAGCGAAAAGGUGCGGUUUCGAGGUGCUGGUGCUGGUGCUGGUGGCGAUGGCGGUGAUGAGCUUGUGGCCGAGGAUGUUGUAGAGGGGAGGCGGUUCGACGCGCUGCUCAAAUUUGGGACGGCUAAUAAUAACAUGCAUGCGAGAAAGCGGUAUGCUAACCAUGGGUUGGUGUAUGGUGAUUACUAUCUGGUUGAGUUUGGGAAUCGGCUGUUGCGGAUGGGUCUUGCAUAGUAAGGUAGAAACGGGAGUCGGGAUUGGGGGAUGUAGUGCCUGACUGCCUGGAAAGAGGUAGAUAUACUUGGUAGAGCUGCAU